This is a messenger RNA of Lineus longissimus, 674 nucleotides long. Its product is annotated as equistatin-like. The coding region runs from base 107 to 586 and encodes 159 amino acids. Gene Ontology annotation, cellular component: basement membrane. The record is from RefSeq and is a predicted model, not a curated record. The transcript has 4 exons. Gene Ontology annotation, biological process: cell-matrix adhesion. Lineage: Eukaryota; Metazoa; Nemertea; Pilidiophora; Heteronemertea; Lineidae.
CCAAUGUCUUUUAAUCUAUCGGUCUCAUGAGCCAGGCUAUAAAUAUGAACUUCGCUUCAAGUCAAACAUUUUUCAUUUGUUAAAGGGUGAUCUUCUGACAGCAAAGAUGUGGAAGUUUGUCCUGUUAGCGUGUGUGGGCGUGGUAUUAGCCAAAGGCCCAUGCACCCAGAAGAACGAUGAUAAUGCGAGGCUGCUGGAGGAAGCCAGGGCCAAGGGCACCGACAUCAUGGACCUACCAUACUUUAGAUGCGAAGAAGAUGGAACUUUCGCCAGGGUGCAGUGCUACGGAGCAUCUGGGUACUGUUACUGCGCCGCCAAGGAUGGCACUUCCAUUGGCGAUCACAACAACAACAACAUGGAAGGAAAGGGGGCGGGCGUGGGCAACGGCAUGAAUUGCAAUUGUGCCCGUGAUUUCUACGAGUAUCAGCAGACUGGUCUGAUCGGAAAGUCAUUCUCAUGUGAAGACAAUGGGAACUACAAAGCCGUCCAGUGUCUCGGCAGUGUCUGCUACUGCGCUGAUGAGCUUGGAAACAAUGCCGGCAAUGGUGGCGUACCUAUUGGAGAGAGUGAUACACUACAAUGCUAAAGCCUUAAAUGUUGUCGUCCCUCUGUGUGUAUCUGGGACUUCCACUAUCUGAUGAUUAAAGGUUGAUAAAGAUCAGCACGUUUCUCCA